Molecule: messenger RNA, 279 nt
Organism: Prunus armeniaca (apricot)
Lineage: Eukaryota; Viridiplantae; Streptophyta; Magnoliopsida; Rosales; Rosaceae
Source: the annotation of a GenBank genome assembly
AUGAUGGUGGAGACGGACUCUAAACAGCUUGUUGCGAUGUUACAUGGUAACAUGAAGACGGAUACUGCUAUUGAUGGCAUUAUUCAUGAUAUUAAGUUACUGGCUUGUCAGGUGGGUCAGAUUUCUUUUACUUUUGUGAACCGUAGGUGCAAUGCAGCUGCUCAUUUGGUAGCAGCGCAUGUAUCUCGUGUGGGUGGGGAAUUCAAAUGGGAUCAACUUUGGCCUGAGUGGUUGUUUGACACUCUUGCUGCUGAUGUAAACAUUACAAUUCGACUUUAA